AUGGAGACCCUGCUCAGUAUCCCAUCUCGGAGUGGAGACGCUGAGUCCCUCCACUUUCUGCUCAGCACCCCUCCCCCGGGUGCGGACCCCUCGUCUCUCCAGAUCCAGCUCAUCAUCUCGCCCAAGAGCCAGGACCUUGCUCACCAUCCUACCCCGGGCCAGGACAUCCUGCAUUCUUUCAGACCCCGCUCAGCAUCCUUCCUCGGAGCGAGGACCCUGUUCAUCAUCCUAACUGGGGACGGCGAGCGCUGCGUUCGGCCCGCGGGCAACGCCUCCUUCAGCAAGAGGGUGCAGAAGAGCAUCUCACAGAAGAAACUCAAGCUGGACAUCGACAAGAGCGUAAGGCACCUGUACAUCUGUGACUUCCACAAAAAUUUCAUCCAGAGCGUCCGAAAUAAAAGGAAGAGGAAGACGAGUGACGAUGGUGGAGACUCCCCUGAGCAUGACGCUGACACUCCUGAGGUUGACCUGUUCCAGCUGCAGGUGAACACUCUCCGACGCUACAAACGGCACUACAAGCUGCAGACCAGACCAGGCUUCAACAAGGCCCAGCUAGCAGAAACUGUGAGCCGACACUUCAGGAACAUACCGGUGAAUGAGAAAGAGACGCUUGCCUACUUCAUCUACAUGGUGAAGAGUAACAGGAGCAGACUGGACCAGAAAUCGGAGGGCAGCAAGCAGCUGGAGUGAGGCGCAGGUGGCCGGGUAGGCAGAGGCCUUGGUGAGAGAACAGCAGUGCGAUGCUUGAUGACAGGUGGUGUCUGCACAUCUCAGCCCAUAAGGACUGUUCACAUCUACUGUAAAUAAAGUUUGAAUGAUGGAUACUGUAAA
Molecule: messenger RNA, 831 nt
Organism: Myodes glareolus (Bank vole)
Lineage: Eukaryota; Metazoa; Chordata; Mammalia; Rodentia; Cricetidae
Gene: Sap30l
Product: SAP30 like
Biological process (GO): regulation of DNA-templated transcription
Cellular component (GO): histone deacetylase complex
Molecular function (GO): protein binding; transcription coregulator activity
Source: RefSeq, a predicted model, not a curated record